Erinaceus europaeus (western European hedgehog) is the source of this 519-nucleotide messenger RNA. RefSeq names its product translocator protein 2 (gene TSPO2). The transcript has 3 exons. Gene Ontology annotation, molecular function: cholesterol binding. The coding region runs from base 13 to 519 and encodes 168 amino acids. Lineage: Eukaryota; Metazoa; Chordata; Mammalia; Eulipotyphla; Erinaceidae. The record is from RefSeq and is a predicted model, not a curated record. Gene Ontology annotation, cellular component: endoplasmic reticulum; membrane.
UCAUCCAGGACAAUGUGGCCUCAAGGGGUCAUCUUUGUGGUCUUUCCCCAGCUGGGGCCCAUCCUGAUCUGGCUGUUCGCUGGUCAUCAGACAUCAGGCUGGUGUAAGGACCCAAAGAAGCUGCCCUGGUGCCCUCUCCACAAGGUCUUGCUACUUGUGUGGACAGCCAUCUACUCUGUCAUGGGCUAUGCCUCCUACCUGGUGUGGAAGGACCUGGGAGGGGGCUUCAGGCGACCCCUAGCAUUGCCCCUUGGCCUCUAUGCAGUGCAGCUCACCAUCAGCUGGACUAUACUGGUCCUCCUCUUUGCAGCCCACACUUAUGGCUUGGCCCUGCUGCACCUGCUGCUGCUCUACGGGCUGGUGGUGAGCAUGGCACUGAUCUGGCAGCCCAUCAACAAGCUGGCUGCCCUGCUCCUGCUGCCCUACCUGGCCUGGCUCAUAGUGACCGCUUCUAUCACCUACCACCUGUGGAGGGACAGCCUCUGCCCAGACCACCAGCCUCAGCCCACGGGGCACUAG